Molecule: messenger RNA, 405 nt
Organism: Cladocopium goreaui
Lineage: Eukaryota; Dinophyceae; Suessiales; Symbiodiniaceae
Source: the annotation of a GenBank genome assembly
AUGUCCGACGAGGUGGCAGCACUGUUGACCCGACGUGGAUGGCUCGAUCUUGAUGAGCCACAGUUGAUGGAGCGGCAGUUUCGGGCCAAGUAUUUGUUGGUUACAGAUGACAGCGAUCGCAUCUAUUGGAUGGCGACAGGGAACUCAUUACUCUUUUUGCCCAGCAGUGGCAUGUUGAGAGGUUGUGGGCUUCGGGCGCUACAGCCUUGGCAGCACUUCAUCCCUUUGAAGCCAGACUUGUCGGAUGCCCUCGAGCGAGUUGCCUGGGCCAAAGCACACGACGAGGAGGCGCGUGUCAUUGCUGCUCAUGGCGCUGCACUGGCACGAGAGGCUUUCAGCCAUGAGGCGCAACUCUUUUGCUUGCUGCGAGUGAUACAAGAAGUAUCUGCAUGGCUGAAGGACUGA